ACAAAAAAAAUAAAGAAAAAGAUAGCCUUGGACCCAUCGAACCAGAAUAAAUCUGAACCGUCGAGAAUACCAUCCAACGGUCACAACCAAUCACCACUAAAGAAAGAUCUUUUUUUUUUUUUUUGGUUUCUUGGUUCGAUCAUAAACCCUAGCCACCUCUGUUCCCUCUCUUCUUGUCAAAACGAAAAGUUCGUGAAACCAUCUUCACCGCCGAUCCUUCAUCUUCUUCUUCUUCUUCACCAUGUCUACUUGUUUCUAGAAAGGAAAAAAGAUUUAUACCCAUGAACAGAUCUCGAUCCUCCCAAUCGAAUCUCUCAAUUUUUCUUCGAUCUCCAGAGAUCUCGGCGAUUUUCUUUCUUCUUUUUCCUUUUUGGGUAUUACUAAUUUGAUCUCUGAUCGAAUCGGUUGAAAUCGAAACUAUCUACCUCUUUCCCCUUCAAUAGCCGUUUCAAUUUCUUCAAUUUUCCUUGAAAAGAAAGUGAUUUCUUUUAUAAAAUCUGGUCAGAAUCGGGUUGGUUCUGUAAGAAAUUCGUGUUUUUUACAGAGAUUAGUGGGUAUAGAUCGAAGAAGAGGCCAAUUUCUGAGUAAGUCAAGCCAGUUGUGGCAUCUCCAGUUGAGUAAAAACGGAGUCGUAUGAGCAAGGCAUAGAUGCCGUCGGUGGGAAUGAGACGAACCACUAGGGUUUUCGGGGUGGUUAAAGCCGCAGACGGAGCCCGUGUCCUCCGUUCAGGUCGUCGGAUCUGGCCUAACGUUGGCGAACCAAAGGUACGGCGAGCUCAUGACGUGGUGGAUCGAGAUUGUGAUAGCGUUUUGAAGAAUCAGAACAAAACCAAAGGGAAUAAAGUCUCCGGAAGUAACAGCCAGCCUUGUAGCCCGAGACAAGUUUCUAGUGAGAAAGAAGACAAAGUAGAUGACUUUCCGGUCAGAAAACGGAGGAAAGUGAGAAAUGAAGGUGUAGGAGAUGAAAAGACUGUGGAUAAGAUGUUUGGGAUUGUAUAUAGUAGGAAAAGGAAGAGACUUUCUGAACCAUCAAGUGAUAGAUCAGAAGUGCCACUACGAAGCCUCAAGUUUUAUCGCAGGCGAAGAAGACUCUCACAACGGGUUUCUUCAGUGCUUACUCUUACUGUAGAUUGGUCAUGCGAGGAUUGCUGGUUAUUAAGUGUUUUCGGUUUGGCAAUGAGAUAUACGAGGAGGGAAGAACUGCGGCUGUCUUCUCUUGCUGAUUUCUUCUUGUCUCAACCUAUCAACCAAGUGUUUGCAGACCAUGGCGUGCGAUUCCUUUUGAAGCCUCCCCUUAGCUCAAGGGGUGUCUGCAAGUUCUUUGGGGCCAUGAAUUGUCUACCUCUCUUUUCAGCAGAUUUUGCUGUCAUUCCUCAAUGGUUCAUGGAUAUGCAAUUCACUCUAUUUCGAAGAGUGGCACCACGCUCUUUCUUUUUUGUAGAAAAAUCUCUGUAUUUGCUAAACAAUCCAAUUGAAGAAUCUGAUUCGGAGCCUGAAUUAGCUUUACCUGAACCUUGUACUCCGAGGAAUGGAGGUGUAGUUGGGUUACAUCCAUCAGUGAGAGCCUCGAAGUUAACGGGAGGAAAUGCUCAAUAUAGAGGCAAUUUAGGUUCUCACAGUUUCCAAAAGAGGAGAAGCUCUUUGAGAAGGAGGAGAGCAAGAAAUCUUUCUCACAAUGCACACAAGUUGAACAAUGGAACACCGGUUUUUGAUAUAUCAGGAAGUAGGAAAAAUAGGACAGCAGCAGUAUCGUCGAGAAAGCUUAGAAGCUCGGUGCUAAGUAACUCAUCUCCGGUUUCAAAUGGGAUUAGUAUCAUUCCAUUGACGAAGACAAAAGAGGAACUUGAUUCUUUAUGUUGUUCUGCGAAUAUAUUGAUGAUACAUUCAGACAGAUGCACCAGAGAAGAAGGUUUUGCUGUCAUGUUGGAGGCGUCGUCUUCAAAGGAGUGGUUCCUUGUUAUUAAGAAAGAUGGGGCAAUCAGAUACAGCCAUAGGGCACAAAGGACUAUGAGACCUUGUUCUUGCAACCGGAUUACACAUGCCACAGUAUGGAUGGGAGGUGAUAAUUGGAAGCUUGAGUUUUGUGACAGACAAGAUUGGCUUGGUUUUAAAGAUAUAUACAAAGAAUGCUAUGAACGGAAUGUAUUGGAACAGAGUGUGAAAGUCAUUCCUAUUCCUGGGGUCAGAGAAGUGUGUGGAUAUGCAGAGUAUAUCGAUAAUUUUCCCUCCUUUUCUAGGCCAGUUUCAUAUAUAUCUGUGAACGAAGAUGAGGUUUCAAGGGCCAUGGCUCGAGGUAUAGCUCUUUAUGACAUGGAUUCUGAAGAUGAAGAGUGGCUCGAAAGGCAGAACCGGAAAAUGCUCAGUGAAGAGGAUGACCAAUUUCUACAACUUCAGCGGGAAGCUUUUGAGUUGAUGAUUGACGGGUUUGAAAAGUAUCAUUUCCAUAGCCCUGCCGAUGAUCUCUUAGAUGAAAAAGCAGCCACUAUAGCUAGUCUUUCAUAUCUGGGUAGGCAAGAGGUGGUUGAAGCAGUACACGAUUACUGGUUGAAAAAAAGGAAGCAGAGAAAAGCACCACUCCUCAGAAUUUUCCAGGGUCAUCAAGUGAAGAAAACGCCGCUACUUUCCAAACCUGUGUUUCGUAAAAGAAGAUCCUUCAAAAGACAGGGAAGUCAACUCCAUGGAAAAGCCAAACAGAUAAGCCCUUGGAUCGUGACUGUAAAAGCGACUGAACCAGAGGAACAAAACGAUUAUCUCAGAAUGGAAGAAGCCAAAGUUUUUGCUGAUAGAACCAUGGAAACUGCCAUAGCCAAAAGAAGACGAGCACAAGUUCUUGCAGAAAACGCAGAUUUGGCUGUUUACAAAGCGAUGGUGGCUCUCAGGAUUGCAGAAGCCAUGAAAGAAGCUGAAUCGAGGGAGGUGGACACAACCACUGUUGCACUGAAAUGGUAACGAUGGAAAAUGUUACUGGAUUCAAACGAAAGUUGGGAUCUUUUUGGCCAUUUUUCAAAGAGGAUUUGAAAGAGGUAUAGUCUCUGUAGCUUUGGGUUUGAUAUGUAUAGUUUCUACGCUGAUAUUGUAAAUUGAUUUAGAAUUUUUCCUUUUGUUAGGGUUUUUUGUUUUUUUUGUUCAUACUACCGUAAGAUGAUGAUGAUGCUCCAUCCU
Messenger RNA from Arabidopsis lyrata subsp. lyrata, 3162 nucleotides. RefSeq lists its product as uncharacterized. The record is from RefSeq and is a predicted model, not a curated record. The coding region runs from base 649 to 2949 and encodes 766 amino acids. NCBI's taxonomy places the organism in Eukaryota, Viridiplantae, Streptophyta, Magnoliopsida, Brassicales, Brassicaceae. Gene Ontology annotation, biological process: regulation of transcription by RNA polymerase II. Gene Ontology annotation, cellular component: piccolo histone acetyltransferase complex. The transcript has 4 exons.